AUGGACGUAUUUGCACUAGUUACGAGACUGGAAACAUUUCGAGCAUUUCUAGCCGUAGCGGGUAAACGUGGUAUGCUGAUCAAACACUUCGAUGGGAAGACCGCCUAUCUACACGGCACAGUCGAAGAGGAGAUAUUCAUGCGGCAGUCUCCCGGAUACGCCAACCCCGGGAAAGAGAAGCUGGUCUGCAAACUCCGCAAGUCCAUCAAUGGUUUAAAACAGUCAGCGCGCUGCUGGAACCAAGCGCUCCACAAGGUUCUAGUUGCUAUUGGAUUCAACCAGUGCCAAUCGGAUAUGUGCCUAUACAUUCGAAGAAACGAUUGGGGUGUCAUCAUGUUGUUGAUAUACGUUGAUGAUAUGUUGAUUGGCUGCACAAAGGAAGAAUUGAUCAACGAAGUGUUCGAUUCGAUGCGAAAAGAAUUUGAAGUGACAAAUCUCGGUACGGUGAAGCAUUUUCUGGGGCACGAAUUUCAUCGAGAGAACGGUUACUACAGUCUGCAAUUGACGGGCUGUAUCAAGACCAUGAUCAAGCAGUUCGGUCUAGAAGACUGCAAGCCAUCGAAUUCCAUAAUGGAUCCUGGAUACGUAGCCUCAGAUCACCCAAGCCCGUUCUUUGUGGAUACGUAUCGCUACAGAAGUCUUAUCGGUGCCCUAUUGUACGUUGCAGUAAACGCUAGGCCAGAUGUUGCGGCCAGUGUUUCUCUUUUGGGCCGGAAGGUUAGUGCACCGACUGAAAUGGACUGGACAGCCGCAAAGCGCGUAGUUCGUUAUUUGAAAGGCACGAUGGAACUACGGUUGAGAUUCGAGUCUGGUAAAGAAUGGGGGCUCAUCGGCAAUUCGGACUCAGAUUGGGCGGGAGACCAUGCAAGUCGAAGAUCCACUACUGGUUUCCUGUUCUUUUAUGGAAGUGGUCCUAUCGCCUGGGCAAGCCGCCGCCAAUCCUGUGUGAGCUUGUCAUCUAUGGAAGCCGAGUAUAUGGCGCUAAGCGAAACGUGCCAGGAACUCCUGUGGCUUCGACGUUUGAUGGCAGACUUCGGCGAAGAUGUCUCGAAAGCAACAACGAUCUUCGAGGAGAACCAAAGUUGCCUAUCUUUUGUACGAGCGUAA
Molecule: messenger RNA, 1107 nt
Organism: Uranotaenia lowii
Lineage: Eukaryota; Metazoa; Arthropoda; Insecta; Diptera; Culicidae
Exons: 1
Coding region: 1-1107 (368 amino acids)
Source: RefSeq, a predicted model, not a curated record